AUGGGAAAAAUCAUCGUUUAUGAGCAUGCCAACUUUCAGGGUUUGUCCAGAGAAUUCACCACUAACAUUGCCAAUCUAAAAGAUGCAGAUUGGAAUGAUUGUAUCUCCUCAGUGAGAGUAAUUGGCCAGCCUUGGGUGGCUUAUCAGCACCAAAACUAUACAGGCCAGUUAGUGGUAUUUGAGGAGGGGGAUCAUGACUUUGUUGGUAAGAAGAUGAAUGACAGGAUCAGUUCUCUGCAGGUGAUCACUGAAAAUCUGCACAAUCCCCAGAUCACCCUCUACGAACAUGCCAAUUACCAAGGGAAGAGCAGGGUAAUAACAGAAGCAACCAGUCUGGCUAGGGGACAUGAUAACGACACCAUAUCUUCUCACCAAGUCCAGAGAGGUGUCUGGCUGUUGUGUGAACAUGGUGAUGGAAGUGGUUUUCAAUACAUUGCACGAGAACAUGAACACCUUCCAAACUACAAGGCAAUCAAAUUCAAUGACAAGCUUUCAUUCCUGCGUCCCCUUCUCCCUGGUCUUGGCCCUGGCCAUGGUCACAGCCACGGCCACGGCCAUGGCUGUUAG
Messenger RNA from Acanthisitta chloris (rifleman), 567 nucleotides. Its product is annotated as epidermal differentiation-specific protein-like. Bases 1 to 567 code for a protein of 188 amino acids. Gene Ontology annotation, biological process: visual perception; lens development in camera-type eye. Gene Ontology annotation, molecular function: structural constituent of eye lens. The transcript has a single exon. The record is from RefSeq and is a predicted model, not a curated record. Lineage: Eukaryota; Metazoa; Chordata; Aves; Passeriformes; Acanthisittidae.